AUGACUCAUAUUUUUGUGAACUUUCCAGAUGCAUGUUGGACCUCUGUAAAGAUUGGAAAUUGGGACCAAUUCUGUGAAGUCUUUUACUGGGUCAAGCUGUGUGUCAAUUUUGAGAAGUCAGCUCCACAAGAGAAAUGGUAUUUUGAAUUUAUGGCAAUAGAGGUGUAUGCAAAUUUAGCAGCAUAUGUGAAGCUGUAUCUUGAUGACAACAGUCUGAAAUGGAAUACAUUCACUCUGUUAAUCUACAUCUGGGAUUCUGUACUCAAGCUCUGGGACUGCUUGACACAGAAACCAGGACUGAGAGAUAUUAAUUUGAAUGACUUUGCCUGA
Coccidioides immitis RS is the source of this 330-nucleotide messenger RNA. RefSeq lists its product as uncharacterized. The transcript is spliced from 3 exons. Lineage: Eukaryota; Fungi; Ascomycota; Eurotiomycetes; Onygenales; Onygenaceae. Bases 1 to 330 code for a protein of 109 amino acids. The record is from RefSeq and is a predicted model, not a curated record.